This is a messenger RNA of Penicillium bovifimosum, 1587 nucleotides long. RefSeq lists its product as uncharacterized. The coding region runs from base 1 to 1587 and encodes 528 amino acids. The transcript has a single exon. The record is from RefSeq and is a predicted model, not a curated record. Lineage: Eukaryota; Fungi; Ascomycota; Eurotiomycetes; Eurotiales; Aspergillaceae.
AUGUCCAUCCGAUGGGUCAACCCCGGCAACAACGAGCCCAACACCCUCCCAUGGCUGAUAAAGUCCUACAUUGAUAGAGAAGAUCCUUCACCAGCAAUGAAUGAAAUGAUCCAUCUCGCCGAGCUCCUCAUUCUCUCCAACCAUCUCACAGAAGCCCAUCUGAUCGUAUCAGCAGUCUGCAAAUUAGCAGAGAACUUCGAAACAAACGCCAAAGGCGAGCCUCUUGCGUACGAGAUAGGGAUCCCAUAUGCUCUACAGACAUUCUGGCAUAUACACAAAGACACCUUCCCUUUACCGAAAAGACUACCCCCAGGCAGUAGUACUGCCUUCUCCGAAAAAGAGCUCGCCGAAAUACAAUGGAACAAAUUCCGCGAAUGCACCCGCACCGGCUGGAUGCUGGACCGUCUCGGGGUCGUCGAGCCAAGCAACCCAUCCUCUAUCUGGCGCGACACCGACAGCCCAGAAAUGCUAGCGAUGUGUGCGCGACUACUCGCUAAAACGACAACGCCGGGCACAUACCCGCCCGACAACGUAGCCCGCGAGGCGGUCGAGGUAGCGCAGAAACUGUAUGCGAUGCCGCAGACGCCGCUUGAAGAGUGUGGCUGGGAUGCUGGCAAACCACACAGACACUGGUAUUUGCUGUACAGGCGGUUGGUUGUGGAGCUUGCGAUUCGCGUGGGUGAGCUACAAACUGCGGCGGACGUUCUCGGACAAGGGUUGAGAGAAGAUGGGUUUACGACGGGGGAUAAUUUGAGUGAUUUGCUUCUGAUUCCUGGUAUCUACGAUGUCUUGCCUUUGUUAACUGCGGGUGGGAAGGUAAGUAAUCCGUUUUUCAUUUCUAAGGAGGAGGCCGUGGUUAUGGUGAGGGAGAUUGUUGCUGCGCUGGAGCUAAGGGCGGAGCAUGGGAGACAGUGGGAGUUGCAUCCGUCUAAGGUUGGAUGGAGGGAGUUGUUGGAUCGACUUGCUGAGGGGACGUGGAAAGCGCAUAAUAAAGAGUGUCGGGAAAUGGGCUUGGGAUGUGCUCAGGAUGUCCUAUUUGAACCUGCCACCGAGGAGGAGAUUGCGGCUGCGGAGAAGAAAUUUGGCGAGCUGCCUGCUGAUUUCAAGGAGAUGGUUCGGAUUUCGAACGGGCAAGUGUUGCAAACUCCAUUUCUCGCCAAAGAUGCUCGUACUAUGGAAGACAAAUUAACUAAUCCCAUCCUCAGGUUCAAAGGUGGCUGGCACUUCUUUGGUGGUGGUUUAGCGGGUAUUCGGUCCAUGAGCAUGGAUGAAAGUGGCUGUGCAGAUGUCGGAUAUAUGCAUUAUGAAGACGAGUUGGAAGACUUUGGUCUUAGUGAGAUGAUUGAGCUUCGGCCUGGCACGGAAAGUGAUUCAUUCAGUCACUAUAUCGUCAGUCCGAAGUGUUGGAAAGAGGCCAUGGAGAAGGCAGGGAAAGAAGUCAAAGAUGGCGAUUAUCAGUACUGGUAUUGGGCAUAUUGGUGGGGCAGUGGUAUACGCCAUUUCGACUCUGUGCGUGAUUUUGUGGCUCACUGUGUUGAGGAAGUGGAAGAGAUGAUUGAGAAGGGCGGAGAAGAGUAUGAUGGCUGA